AUUGAUAAAAAGAAACUGGUGGUCUUUUAAACAUAGUGACCUGUUUAAGAAAGUUUGUGCGUUAACUGUAUGUUAAACUCAGAAAACCGGCCUGAAGAUCAUAUUUCACAAUAGCACAAAACAUGAUAAUACCAUUUUUCUAUUGAGUGGAGGAAUAAAUAGAAAAGACAGAUUUCGAUUUUAUUUAUUGGAUGGAAAAAAACUAAGUAUACGUAAAUAUAAACAAAUAUAUUGAGAUAUUUGUCACAGAAAGAGCUGGUGGAAAUAUUUGUACAUAUAUGCACACAUACUUGUAAACAUUUAUCACAUACACAUAUAAAUAUUAUUUGGAGCAUGGAAAUUUGUAAAGGUAAACCAGGUUUUUUAAUCCCGAAUCUCACAUCUGCAACUGCGAUGGCUGCAGCCUCUGGAGAUGGGAACGGUUCUAGUAGUGAUGGUGAUUCAGUUCAAAUGACAAUCUCUAAUAACAAUCAUCAUCAUCAUCAUAACAAUAACAACAACAACAACGGGAAUCAUUCAAGUGGGGGAAAUUCCUUAAUUAAUUUGAGUAAAACUGUAUCUAAACAUAAUAUGGAUUCAGAUUUAGGAUCUGUUAAAAUGUAUAUAAACAAAUCAUUAUCUGAUAAUGCUUCUGCUAAAUCGCCACGUUCGUUACAUUUGGAGAAUUCUGGGAUAACACAUGAACAUUUGAUAACUGAAUCAAAUAAUGCGCUGCAACAACAUCUUCAUUCUCAUCAUCAUCUUAAUACACAAUUAAAAAGAAGCCCUCCACCGCUUAAUCCUGUCCUUACUCUUCCCUCUGUCACAACUACCAUUUCAAAUGGAUCAUUCUAUUGUAAUUCGAUAAAUACUAGUUCUAAUCAUCAAAUAAGAUCAGGUAAACGUCCAGCGCCUACAACGCCGAAGCGAUUAUCAACAAAUUCUGCAGAUUUUCAUUUUGACGAUGACUGUGUCAGUAAUUCCGGUUCUGAUAUGGAUGCUCAUGAGAACUCGAGUUCCACAGAUGUUGAAGGUGUUUGGUCGAUGGAUAUAGAACAAUGUUUUCAGGAAGCUCUAGCAAUAUAUCCACCAUGUGGACGUAGGAAAAUUAUACUAUCGGAAGAGGGAAAAAUGUAUGGACGAAAUGAAUUAAUUGCUAGAUAUAUAUAUCAACACACUGGAAAGAUUCGAAGCAGAAAACAAGUUUCAAGUCACAUUCAAGUAUUGGCUCGUCGAAAAUCUAAAGAACUUCAAGCUCAGAUUAAGGAUCCUGAUACGAAACAACGAGCUAUUAUGCAUCUAUCAAUGCUCAGUUCCGCACAAAUUGUGUCUGCAGGAGUGCUUGGUUCCAAAACCUUACCGUCUAUCUCAACAUCUGGUGGAUUACCAGUGACAUCAUCUGGAAUUCAUCCAUCAACAGACGACGAGAAGAUCAAUGAAAUUAAAUUGUCAAAUUCACAUCCUUUGAAUAUGACAAAUAAUCGAAGUGAUAUGCAUAAUUUAAUUGUUGAAGAUAUUGUCACUGAUAGAAGUCCUCAUAUUAAUGAUAUACAUUCUAAUAAUAGAGAAUUAAAGCAUAAAAGUAAUGGUUUAUAUCUUGAAAAUCUGCAUAAAUACCCCUCUUCAACAGCUAUCAAUAAUAAUAUUCAAAACAAUUUUACAAUUAGUAAUAAAAAUUUAGUUAAAGGUAAAGCUCAAGAAAACUGUUCAUAUUCUACAGUAAUACAAGAUGAUAAAACGACCCAAUAUAAUCAUAUCAAUUUAAAUCCUUCUAGUCAAGCUACACUGGCCCAUCUUCUUCCUAUAAAUUCAUCUUUACCACCGUAUUCAUUUGAUAUACGACAACAAGGAAAUAUGGUGAAUAAUGAUAGUUCACAGUUAUCUUAUCCAUAUGAGGCGUUUUUAGCCUUAAGAUCUCAACAACAAUCAAAUUUAUUCAGUCGAAAUUCGGAUACAUUGGAUUUGCAUAACAAACUUCUUGGACCUGUCGAUAGUAAACAUCAACACGAAAUUGAUUCAAAACAACUAAAUUUUCCCUUGGCGUUAGAUAAUCUUAUGACAAUCACUUCAAAUAAUCAUCGAAAUCAGUCGUCUUCUCCAUCAACUUCAUCUUUAGUAAAUAAUGAUAAUCGUUUACAAUCCACAUUACCAAUAAAUAAUUCCUCUGUUAUAUUACCAAAUUUACAACCUGACGGACUAGUUCUUGUCAAAACAUCAGUUGGUCAGUUAUUAUACUGUCCAUCUAAUCACUAUAACAAUAAUAAUGAUAAUAAUAACGCGAUUCCCCAAAAAAUACAUAAUACUACUACCACUAUCAACAAUAAUACUGAUUCUUCCAUAUCCUCCUCAAAUUGCUCGUCAAUCUCUUCGUUAUCCUCAGUACCGAGUUUUACAUCAACUCUCUCAGUGCCUAAUUCACUAGGCUCUUCAAUGACAUCAACCAUACCAUCAGCAUCAGCAGCCGUAGCAAUGGCAGCUGCACAUGUUGCUUCAGUUGCAACCUAUGAACAACAAUGUACAUCAAUAACAUCUGUUUUAUGGCCAACAAAUUCUUUACUGUCAUCAUCAUCAUCACCAUCAUCAUCUCAUCAUGCAUCUGUACUGUCAGCUAAAUCAAAUAUAAAUACAUUUCCUUCGACAGUUGUACCUAAACAAAAUCCAGUUUUAAUGGAACAAUUAAAUGUUAAUCAUGCUCACCGUAAUAACAAUAACAAUUAUAGUGAUUUAAUUGCAAAUGCAUUAGCAACCACUAAUAAACAACUAAGUGAUGAUGGAACAAUGAAUUUCUUACGAGAAAUUUCUUAUUCUUCAAUGAAUCCUUCAAGGGAUAGCGAUGAUUCUAUUUCAGAUUCCCCAAAAUAUUCUAGAAAAAUGAUUGUAGAGAGUGCAGAAAAAAAUAUAUCACUGUCAAAUGUAAAUGUUUCUACUAUGGUUACUAAUACAACACCAGAGGAUUUAAAAAAUAUCAAUAUACCCAAAUGGAUGGGACGAUCAGUUACAGCACCUAAAAUGAGAUUGGUUGAAUUAAGUGCCUACAUGAUAAGUUCAACGUCGAAAUCACAGUCCAAUGGAACUCAUACGCAUGAUUUUCAUUUAAGUACAACUCCUAAAUCGACGACGAUUGUACACAAUUUUGUUCACAUUGGACCCAUUUUAAACGAGCAAUUAUACACUGACCCAAAUUUGGAGCAAGUAGAUGCAAGUCAAAUCUGGGAUAAAUUUCCUGAAGACAGCCUAAAAGAACUUAUGGAACAUGGACCUAUGAAUACAUUCUUUUUGGUUAAAUUCUGGGCUGAUGUCAAUGUGAUGGUUGAACCAGAUGCCACAUUCGCUGUGUCAGCUAUUUUCGAGGGUACGGAAGAUGUUCCAAUUAACUUAUCAACUAAAGUUUGCUCAUUUGGCAAAGAAGUAUUAGAAAAAAUAGAGGAUGAACAACCUAGACCCGAAAAUGGACGUUUUGUAUAUCGGUUUUUACGUAGUCCUAUGUGUGAUUAUAUGAAGAAAUUUAUUGGGAAGCUAUUACAAUUGCCUCAGCGAGAAUUAAUGAAUUCCGUUUUGGAGAACUUCACAAUCUUACACGUCCUGACAAAUAAAUUAACAAAUGAAGUAUUAUUGUGUAUUGCAUAUGUAUUGGAAGUUGCACAAGAGGGUUGUAGGGCACAACAUCACAUAUAUCGAUUUGCACGUUAUGGCUAACUUCAAUGUACUAAACAGUGAUAAAACAGAAAAUCGGAAACGUGUAAAUUACUGGUUCAUUUUAUUAUUCAAAUUUUAUUUCAGUGAAUAAAUGGUGAAGAAGAAUUGUAGAUAUUUAAAAAUAUGUUGAAUUAUUGUCGACGGUAUUAUUACUUUAUUUACCAGAAAGUCUUUACUACGUAAGUAUAGUCUUUUCCUAGGGACUUCUUUAACUAUCUAAACCAUGUGAAUUCUAUAAAAAUAUCUCAACGUUAGCUUUUCCCUUACAUAUUAUGAAAUUAUUCUUGCCUGUUUUGGGCACUUUGUGUCAUAUAUAAACUAAGUUUUUCUAUUCAUGAGCAAUGAGUUUGUUUUACCGACUUAGCUUCGUGUGCAGUUGUUUUGUACAGACAUUGUACUGUCUUUUCUUGUCUUCGAUCGAUCCGGUGAUGCUGAGCGAAUGAGUUUUACUUUAGAUUUAAAUGUGUGUAUGAUUCGAUACACACAUAAGUGUGUGAAUCAGAAGAUCGAGAUAGAACAUGUUGUAUACAUUUUAUUGAAUGUUACUUUGAAUAUUUUCUCUAUAUCUUGUAUUAAUAUUCACUGAUCUAGAUUUCAGCACAAAUUUGUAGGCGAUUUCUUCCAGUUAUCGAUUCAAACUUACUUUGAAACCAAUAAUCGUGGUUUGUCAAGUGAAUGUCAAACAUAAACAAAGUUUGUAUUUAAAAAAAUGCCUUUUAGCUCCUCUCUACAUUAUUUUACUUGGUGUAUAAUUCAAUAUACAUAAACACUAAUGUUUUACUCUUUUUGUGCUUAGACUAAUGUAUUUCGAAAAAAAUAAUAAUAAUUUAUCCGCUAACUUGUGCAACAAGUAUAAAUAUUUUUUGUCUGGAUUCCUAAUGAUAAUCUUUUGUUUCUUUAUUUUGUUUCACCUUCAAUUUAUCUAUAUAUGUUUUAAAAUGUAAGACAGAUUUCCUAAUAAUUAAUGAAAAAUAUUUAGUCAUGUAAAAUUGGUGUUUGCCAGGAUUGUUACUGACAGUGUUUAUAAUGGUUAUCAAUUACACGAUUAUUACAUUCAAUGUUCGACUAAAGUAUACACUUUCGAUACAUCGGAAUAAUUAUGCAAUGAUUUAUGUGGUAUAAAUAAGUAUACGAUCUUGUUGUUAUCAGUAUUUUCCAGCUACCUUGGUGAUUAUUUCUUGAAUUAUUGUUUGACUUUAUGCCUGCACACGAAAUACAAAGUGAUUCACAAUAAUUAUGUAUUUUACUCUGAUGUGAUGACAAUAAUGAUGUCAAUAGUUUUUUUUUCUUGCAAAACAGAAUAAUUAUUACUAUUAUCCAUUUGUGUAUUGUCUUUCCUAAAGUUUCAAACGUCUUUUGAAGUAAAUAGAUCUCUGGUUAUCGAAUAAUAAUUGUACACCAUGACACAUUAACAAUAAUAUUAACAUAUCAAUUAUUCCUAUCCUUGCCCUUUCUAUUAUUCAAUCAGUAUUUGUAAAACGCUGCCAAUAUAGUUAAUAAACAGUUUCACUUUGCAAAACUCAAUAAUAAUAAACUCUUGUUUUCAAAUAAUUAAAAGCUAUACUAUGUAUGUAUCGGCUGAUUUAUAUGAGUACUCUUAUUACUCUUUGUAUUUGUUUUUAAUAAAAACAAUAUUAUUAAUCUUGAAUAUUCAAUUACUUGCAUGUAUAUUUUUAUUAUUAUUCCUCUUCGUGGUAUGCCUGUUUUGUGCUUAUUUAUGUGACAAUGAUUAGAUAUUUAUGUAUAUUUAUGUAUGUAUAAAAAACGGUGUUUUAUUCUAACACAGAAGAUGGGGAUGGAUGCAUUUCUUGACUAAAUGUAUUCCAAUCUGCUUUGAUAUUGUUUUUUUUUCUGCACUAAUCUUUAUGUAAACCCAGUGUUCAGCGUAAACUGUCUUUUAUUAGUUGUUCUCUUCUUUUCUUUCCACCUUUUCAUUCUAGUAUAUUUCUAGUGUAACGAAGAAAAAAAUUCUGAGAAUAAAAAUCUAGAAUGAGGAUGAUAAAUUUUCUACCAGUUUUUUGUUCUUCAUUUUUUUAACACAAUAAUCGAUUAUAUUACGCAAGUGCACACGUAUACGCAUAAAUUUAAUGUACAUAUUAAUUAUCACUGUUAUUAUUAUGUUUGGUUCUUUUUUAGUUUAUUUUUGCUUUUCUCUCUGACAAACUGACACGAUUUCUUCCUUUUUUUUAUCCAAUUCUCUUCUGUCCUUUUAUCUAAAAUGUAAUGUGUAUGUGUGUGUGUGUUAUAAAGUUCACUGGAAAAAAAAUCAUGCAAAUACAUUAGAUAUAACAAAUAAGAUAAAGAUAACCUUAAUGUUAUAAAGUCAUCAGGCUGUUAGGUAAAAAAAAAAAGAAUAUUCAUCUUUUAUUUCCAAGUAUGUUUCUUUAUUUUUCUGUUGUAUGCGUAUGUGCAAACGUAUAUUUCAUGAAGUAAUGAAAGUCAAAAUAUAACAUUUUAUCUG
This is a messenger RNA of Schistosoma margrebowiei, 6136 nucleotides long. The record is from the annotation of a GenBank genome assembly. NCBI's taxonomy places the organism in Eukaryota, Metazoa, Platyhelminthes, Trematoda, Strigeidida, Schistosomatidae.